This is a messenger RNA of Hylaeus volcanicus, 656 nucleotides long. RefSeq lists its product as uncharacterized. The coding region runs from base 1 to 576 and encodes 191 amino acids. The record is from RefSeq and is a predicted model, not a curated record. Lineage: Eukaryota; Metazoa; Arthropoda; Insecta; Hymenoptera; Colletidae. The transcript has 2 exons.
AUGAAGACAAAAAAGAUUUCAUCCAGUUUUGCAUUAUGUAUUCUUUUAAACUUAAUGAUAAUGCAUGCUGUGGUAGGAAUCAACCUACGACAACAAUAUGAGAACGAACGUCCGUUGACCCAAAAACAUCAUGAAGCUUUCUUUGAUUUAUCCACUGCAAUGGAGAGUCUUAACCGCUUAUCUGCUGAUAAAAAUUCUUUAGGUCCACCCAAUGAGCCACCAACACAAAUUUCGCAAGCGCCUCCUGCAACAAGCUUUAAAGAUAGAUUGGUUAAAGAAACUAUAGUCUCCGUUAUACAGAUGUUUUUACCAAGUGAGUUGAAGUCCUAUGCAGAGAAAAUCUAUGAUGUUAUUUCGAAAUCUGACGCGCCGGAAUGUAAUAAAAUUUUAAGUAGUUGUUCUGGGAUGAAUGUUCAUCUUUCUUGUAGAGAUGCGUUACCAGAAUGUAUAAUUAGUAGUUUUGUGACAAGUUAUCCUACAGAACCUAUAAUGGCGACAGGAGAGAUCAAUUUACAAGAAUUAACAAAUAAUUUUGCAACUAUUACAUGUCUACACUCCGUAUUUUAUACUACAUAAAUCCACUUCAAAAAGACCCGACACCUCAACAUCCUUACAUAUGUCAACUGAUUUUAGGGAAAAUUGUUCCAGAAAUAAAA